Molecule: messenger RNA, 2218 nt
Organism: Cryptotermes secundus
Lineage: Eukaryota; Metazoa; Arthropoda; Insecta; Blattodea; Kalotermitidae
Gene: Es2
Product: splicing factor ESS-2 homolog
Exons: 8
Coding region: 83-1612 (509 amino acids)
Cellular component (GO): catalytic step 2 spliceosome
Source: RefSeq, a predicted model, not a curated record
UUUCGUUACAUGGUGGAAGGCUGUCAUGGUGGUAGGUAUAUGUUGGUUCUUGUUGUUGACGAAAUAACCAUCAAAACCAGCCAUGCUGCAAGAAGUUAAUACUGUUCACAAGCACGGUGAAAAAUCAGUUGCUGUAGAGAAAAGUACGUGUGAAUUACAAGUGUUCAAGGAGCCUCUUUCACGGGUAGUAACACCGAAAAUCAAAACGAAGAAGGUGCUGGAUGAAGAUUCUUACAUUCAGGAAAUGGGUCGAAUCAUUCAAAGGGACUUCUUUCCGGACUUGGAAAAACUACGAGCACAGAAUGCAUAUUUAGAGGCGGUAGAAAGAAAUGAUGUAGAAAAACUGAGAGAAAUUUAUGCGAAAUAUAGUUCUGGAAAACGCCCACCAACAGAGAGAUAUGCUAGCCCUGCAACAUUUGAGACACCGGUGGAUGCUAGGUGGGAAGAUGACCACCCUGAUGCUGAAGAGGAGUUGGACAAGAAAUCUCAUCUUGAGGAGAAGGAUGGUGAACCUGCAGCCCAGGAUAAUAAGGCAUCACAGGAUUUCAAUAAACAGGAAGUGAAGGCCACACUGGAUGUAUACCUGAAUUCCCACACAAGCGAAGAUAAUCAGAGUUUCCAAGAAAUAAUGCGGGCUGCAGAACUCAAGCACCGACAUAAGUUUGGGUGGUUGUAUAAAGCAGAGGAAGAGUCCAGGGAAGAACAGAGCGAGAUGAUGCGGCUGCCAUCUAUUGAAGAACAAGCAAGUAAUGGGCAGAGGCCACUUAUGGUAGACACAUGGGGCUAUCGCAACAAGAACUACAUCAUGUAUGUCCCAGAUGGUGUUGCCUUGACUCCUGAAGAGGAAGUAGAGUUGGCGAGUCGGAGACGAUCUAUUGUCCAUUCCAACACCCGCCUUACAAGUAACCCAUUUGAUGAGCAGCAGAACAAGGAGACAAUACACCAAUUGGCACAGUCUCAGGCCCAGUCACUAGAAGGGAAGAUUGGUGUAGAUGGCAAAGAAUUGUUACAUACUGAAACUCCAAAAGUUAAUGGGUUUUCUUUUGUGAAGACUCCAUCACCUGCACCAGGAGUUAAUGAAUCCCCACUUAUGACAUGGGGUGAAAUUGAGGGAACACCCUUUCGUCUUGAUGGAGGUGACACGCCAAUUCGGACUACACUCCAGGGACCUUCAUUCCGGAUACCAGAGCCUCCUAAGAGAGAAAAGCUGGCUUUGGCUUUAGCAGAGAAGGCAGGAGAACGACACAGGGACAGAAAGAUGAAAGCUAUAGAAGCAGCGCGGAAGCAACUGGCAACGCCUUCUCCUCAUUCAGGUAGUGCAACAUCAUUGGAUCGUCUGAACUCCAUGUCCCCCGCUGCUCGACGCUUAGCUUCCACUCAACUGCGACGUCGCAUAGGCAGCGACCUGGCAUUGCAAGCAUCAUAUAGUCCUAGUCCUCACAGUAUCUGUAGUGGGCAGGCUUCACCUCAUCUUACACCCAGUCUUGCCAAAACUCCAACUCCAGGCAAGACUGGCAGUAGGAAGAGGAAUCGACUAGCCACACCAAAUCUUAAUAUCACAGAUAAUCUUCUGAAUUUUCCUAAAAGACCCAGAGCUUGUGAUUUCUUUUGAACCUUCAUUGAUAUUGAGAUUUGAAGUUUGCAGAGUGGUGGUUGUCUUCUGGGAAAUAACAUCACGUAAAAUAGUAGAUGAAUGCCAACAUUUUAGAGAACCUGCUACCUGUGAAGAUAGGCCGCGGAAUUCCUGCGAGAAACCACAAAACGGGUCAUUUCAAAACAUUGCAAGGCUUUCCAUCCAGUGAAAAUAUUUAAUUCACAGGACUGAGCCAUCUCAACAUGGACUGUGUAGAAAACACUGUUCCUCUGUUGCAGUGCCAUUGUUGCUUAGUGAUGGCAUGAGGUAUUCCGCUGUUGCAUGAGCAGCCAUCAUCAUGAACUCUUUAAGGGCUACUGCCUAGUAAUGACCUUCUCUUGUGACUGCACAAUUCUUGCUUUGAGCGAAUAUGUCACAAUGUACAGACAUACCUCAUUUUACACCAUGGUUGUGUUCCCAGAAAAUGUGUGACACGUUAAAUAGACACUGCUCAUAAUUCUUGGUCAACAACUAUAAGAAGAGCAUGGUCUUUUAGGUUGUAGCACCAUGUAACUGGGAGAAAACCUGGUGCUUUGGAUGCACAAUGCUGCAAGCUGGAAGGUUGUGGGUUCAAAUCUCGAGGUG